AACGCAUAUAAUCGCUGCUUUGAGUUUAUCGACAUCUUUAGCAUUUAAUAAGAGAGGGCGAAAAGAACGAAUCACACAAACACACACACACACACACACACACACAAACAUCAUACAUAAUGUCGAGCGCAACAGCAGCACCUGCUGUGCAAAGACGAGGUGGCACGGGACCAAGAAGAGGUGGAAGAUUUGGAGGUGGUAAAAGUACCGGUGGUAAUGCAGCAAGCGCUGCAGCAGCACAACCAGAUGACACAGAAGCCGUUAGGAAUCUACGUGCAAAGUAUGCCGAUCAAUUGGCUUUAUUAAGAGAAAUGUUUUCUGAUUGGACAGAUGAAGACCUUUUGUUCGCUUUGUCGGAUGCAGGUGGUGAAGUUGAAUUGGCCGUAGGACGUAUCAGUGAAGGUCACGCAGAGCAAUUCAAUUCGGUCAAAUCGAAAAAGCAAGUAAAGAAAGAAAAUCUAUCUUCUGCCACUCCAACUAGCUUUAACGGCACAACAGGAUCUGCCAAUGGAACGGCUACUAUCAUCCAAUCCUCGCGUGGCGGUCGUGGUGGCGCAAAUGCUGCCCGCGGUGGUCGUGGUGGAGGUGCAAUUCGAGGUGGACGUGGAGGCAGUCGUGGUGGUGCUACCCGUGGUGGACCAAGUGCCAUUCCCUCAACUGAGCAAGCCAAUGUAGGACAAGCGUCUGCUGACCCAUCAACUAGUACAGCUACCACAAAAGCUCCAACCUUUGCAGACACUGUUGCUGCAACGAAACAGAAUGGUGCAAGCGCAUGGGGUGAUGAUACGGAAGGACUUGAUUUCCAAGCCGAUAAACCGACCACAGCCGCUCCAAAGGAACAGCAAUCCUCCACAGAAGCUGCCGCUGCUUCAGCCGCUGCCGUUGAUGAAACUUCUGAAGAUGCAAAGAGCUCCAACCCGAUCUCAAAUGCAAUCCAAAAGGUCUCCGCAAAACUCGUUCCUAAAGGAUCCAAAUUGAGUUGGGCCCAAGUAGCACGACCUGCUGAACCAGUCAAAGAGCAACCUCAACCACCAAAGGAGGCACCCACCGCACCAGCUGCUCAAAGAGCCCAAAAUGCAAAACCUGUUCCAGCUGAGAGCACAAGUGCAACACAGGCAGCAUCAAAGGCACCCGAGAAGAGCGAGAUCUCACAUCCAAUCGCCGCUGCUCCAAUCAUCCCUGCGCAAGAAGAGCCAGCCUUGGAAUCAGCCCCAAUCGCAGAAGAGCCAAUCGCACCUUCUUCUACCGCUGUUGAAGCAGACCCUGUCAGCUCUACUGUACCAUCAGCCUCUGCCGUAGAGGCUGCUCCUGUAUCGGGUCGUCCAGCUGCUGGUCGUUCUGCUCCAAGUCAACGUGCUAUGCAACGUGCAAAACAAGAUGCUCCAGUUGUUAUGCCUGGCGGCAAUGCACAAUUCGACAGCUUAGGAAAGCGAUUUGGUGGAUUGAGCUUCUUGGGAGGUGAUGAAGCCGACUCGGAAGCACAACCACAAGCUGUUGCUCCCGGUACUGAACAAGCUUCCGCUGCUGCUGCUCCGACAGCUGCCGCAUCUGCACCUACUCAUCAAGAUGCAUUUGCACAAGCAACCUCUCCUCAACAAUUUGCCGAGAAGGAAUCACUCAAUGCACAUCAGUACGGCUAUCAGCAAGGUCUUCAACAACAUCACCAAGCUCAUCAAGCUGCCGUUGCCCAAGCGCAAACCCAACAUCAAUCUGUUGCCAACUUGUCUCAGCAGCAAAACACUCAAGUGCCACAACAAGACUCCCAAAUCAGUCAAUAUCAACAAAACCCUACCGGUUACGGCGUCCAGGGUCAACAACAAUCACAACAACAAGCCCAAACACAAACACCACAAGCCGGACAACAAAGUGCACAACAAGCAUACGGAGAUUAUUCUUCCAUGUAUGGCGGUUUGGAUGCACAACGUUUGGCAGGCUAUUAUGGUAAUUAUGAUUCCAAUGCCGCUUCUCGUGGUAACGAAGACCGCUCUGCUUUGAGCAACAAUCAGCAAAUCGGACAACAACAACCUACAGCUGCAUCUCAAACUGAUUCAUCGAGUGUAGGUGGAGCUCCUCAAGUUGCACCCCCUCAACAGCAGCAACAACAGCAGGCACAACAACAGUUCCCCAACAUGAUGCCUUACUAUUACCCUCACUACUAUUUGCCAAACCAAUUCCAACACUUUGGUCAACCUGCAGCUGGUUACGGUCAAUACGCUUUGUACGGUGGUCAACCACAACAUCCUACUAAGCCUACCACCCCUGCAAGCUUGCAAUCUCCUUACGCUCAAAAUUUGCCUCACAGUGAUGUUUCCGCCAGUUAUCCAUACGGCAAUACAGCUAAUGUUGGUCAAUACAACCAAUCACCUGCCAACACAUCCACUUUGGCAUCGUCAACCUAUGGCGAUUACGGCCGUGGAGCACCAAACAGUGUUGCAACGGAUUACACGAAAUUGUAUGGAACCAACAAUGCAUCCAACACCAAUGUGAGCAACAAUACAGGUUCUAGUAUUCCAGGUUUAAGCGGAUUUUUGGGCCAACAAGCUUCAAACGGUGCUGGCUCCCAAAACAAAACUCAAACUAGCAAUAGCACAGCCAAUUCAAACAAUCUGGACAAUGCUUACCGACAAUAUGAUAGCAGCAAGCUUGCCAAUCCAUCUCCUGCCCGUCAAGGAUCAUCGGUUGGUUUAGGAGGCAAUCAAAGUGGACAAGUUCAAUCUGGCUUGCAAAACCAACAAAGUCAAGCUCAACCACAUCAGCAACAAUCGCAAAGUCAACAACCACAACAACAACAGCAUUAUUAUCAACAAUACAAUGCUUACGCUGGUCAUCAACAACCAAACAAUGCAUCAGCCAAUUAUGCAUCAUAUCCUUACCGCCAAUACUGGGGUCAAUAAAGCAGAAAGGUAAAAGGAGUAGAAAUGUUGUGAAGUGCUUUUUUCAUACUUAUCACACAUUUACGUUCUCAUCUGUUAUCUCUAUUCUUUGAUGUCAUAUCGAUUGCGAGAACAAUGCUCAUCGUCAAUCACAUAAAAAAGAUGCCAUUUACAUUCAUGAUUUGUUUGUUACGGUGAGAGAACCAUGUUUAGUCUUGAGAUAAUAGAUCAGAUAAAGAUAGGAUAUUGAUGAAAUGGCGUCAUUACCGCUCUGUCGGGAAUAUGACCGAUCACCGAGAAAGAAUGCAAUAAAAGAAUGUUUUUCAUUUAUGUCAAAAGGUGAUCGAUGACGGAAAAUUCGACAAAUCCGACCAAUA
Meira miltonrushii is the source of this 3250-nucleotide messenger RNA. RefSeq lists its product as uncharacterized. Gene Ontology annotation, cellular component: nucleus; cytoplasm. Bases 312 to 2894 code for a protein of 860 amino acids. The record is from RefSeq and is a predicted model, not a curated record. NCBI's taxonomy places the organism in Eukaryota, Fungi, Basidiomycota, Exobasidiomycetes, Exobasidiales, Brachybasidiaceae. The transcript has a single exon.